Molecule: messenger RNA, 5927 nt
Organism: Syngnathoides biaculeatus (alligator pipefish)
Lineage: Eukaryota; Metazoa; Chordata; Actinopteri; Syngnathiformes; Syngnathidae
Gene: frmd6
Product: FERM domain containing 6
Exons: 14
Coding region: 1447-3264 (605 amino acids)
Biological process (GO): positive regulation of hippo signaling
Cellular component (GO): cytoskeleton; cytoplasmic side of apical plasma membrane
Source: RefSeq, a predicted model, not a curated record
UUUUUUUACAGCGAAACAACUGAAUAUCCAUGGCGGCACAGUGGCGUUAGCCUCACAGUUCUGAGGUCCUGCGUUCAAUCCCGGCCCCGCCUGUGUGGAGUUUGCAUGUUCUCCCCGUGCCUGCGUGGGUUUCCUCCGUGCACUCCGGUUUCCUCCCACAUCCCAAAAAACAUGCAACAUUAAUUGGACACUCUAAAUUGCCCCAAGAUGUCAUUCUGAGUGCGACUGUUUGUCUCAAUGUGGCCUGCUAUUGGCUGGAAACCAGUUCAGGGUGUACCCCGCCUCCUGCCCGAUGACAGCUGGGGAAUAGGCUCCGGCACUCCUUGCGACCCGUGUAAGGAUAAGUGGCUAAAAAAAUGGAUGGAUGGAUGGAUGGAUGGAUAAAAAUAUGUGGUUGUGAGUGCUUGGAUAUUGUCUGUUUACGUGUGUUCCUCCAACUUUUGUGUUCAAAUAUCCCUUCUGUGUUAUCCCAUGAAUGGUAUUUUCUAUAUCGGGGGAUUCUUUUUUUUUCUUUUGACUUCAUUUUUUUACUGCAAAACUGAAUAUCCAUCCAUCCAUUUUCUGACUCGCUUAUCCUCACAAGGGUCGCAGGAGUGCUCCGAGCAUAUCCCAGUUAUCAAAUUGCCCCGAGGUGUGAUUGGGAGUGCGACUGUUUGUCUCGAUGUGCCCUGCGAUUGCCUGGCAACCAGUUCAGGGUGUACCCCGCCUCCUCCCUGCUGGGAUAGGCUCCAGAACUACCCCGCGACCCUUGUGAGGAUAAGUGGCUAAGAAAAUGGAUGGAUGGAUGGAUAUAUUUUUCAGGCUUUUGGUUAAUCUUCUUCCAGACUCAUUCAUAUUAACCAAUUUUUUUUCUCAUUGACUAUUUCUUGGGGGGAGGGGACAUUUUUUUGACCUACGGUUUUUGGCGGUGCUUAUCCUCGCAGCGACAACAGAUAAUCUGGCCCCCCCCCCAUCUUUUUUUUUUUUACCUUCUGUGCUUGCACAAACAAAAAUAAGGUGCCGACCGAGUUUUGACAUGCAGGUAAGCAUCCGCUUUCACCCUAAUGGACUCGGGAAGUGCUUCUUGUUACUGACAACAACAAAGUGGAGGAGGCCUUUCCGUGUGCGCCCAUCACGGGUGGGGGUGUGGUUGCGUGGGGGGAGGGGUCCUUUAAACUUGCCCUUUUGUUUGCAGACGCAGCAUCAGCACAACUGCUUGCUCAGGAUGAUUAAUAUACUUUCACCUUGACGGCAACACAAACGCGAUAGCAAAGUCGUUCACGCCGCUGGGGGUGUCAAAAGUCUCGGGACGCCUACACGAAGGGAAAGUGCUAGAACGUAGCGCAGCGGUCCAGCGCAGCCAGGUGACCUCCAUGCCCGUCUUCCCGGCGAGUGCCGAAGCGCGGCUGCAGUCGGCGCGGCGGCAGCGGCGGCGGCGUUAGCGGUACCGCCGGGUGGUGGUGGAAGAUGAGCAAAGUGAACUUCCACAACAACAAAGCCAUGCAGGACCGCCGCUGCGUCUGUGUCUUUUUGCCCAACGACGACACGCUCAACAUCAUCGUUAAUGUGAAGACCCUGUGCCAGGAGCUGUUGGUCCAGGUGUGUGACCUCCUGAGGUUGAAGGACUGCCACCUGUUCGGACUCAGCGUCAUUCAGAAUAAUGAACACAUCUACAUGGAGCUGGAUCAGAAAUUGUCCAAGUACUGUCCCAAGGAAUGGAAACGAGAAGCCAGCAAGGGCAUCGACCAGUUCGGCCCUCCGAUGAUAAUCCACUUCCGAGCUCAGUAUUACGUGGAGAACGGACGCUUGAUCAGCGACCGCGCUGCCCGGUACUACUACUACUGGCACCUGAGGAAACAGGUGCUGCUCUCGCAGUGCAUCCAGCGGGAGGAGGCCUACUUCCUGCUGGCGGCCUUCGCCCUGCAGGCCGACCUGGGCAACUUCAAACGGAACAAGCACUUCGGCAAAUACUUCGAACCCGAGGCUUACUUCCCCCCCUGGGUGAUCGCCAAGCGCGGCCGAGACUACAUCCUGCGGCACAUCCCCAACAUGCACAAGGACCAGUUCGCCCUCACGGCCUCCGAGGCGCACCUCAAGUACAUCAAGGAGUGCGCGCAGCUCGACGACGUCACCGUCCAUUACUACAGACUCUACAAGGACAAGAAGGAAGUGGAGGCAUCGCUUACUUUGGGACUGACUUUACGUGGGAUUCAAAUAUUCCAGAACAUCGGCUCGGUGAGGCAGCUUUUGUACGACUUCCCGUGGACCAACGUGGGGAAGCUGGUCUUCGUGGGAAAGAAGUUCGAGAUCCUCCCCGACGGGCUGCCCUCGGCCCGCAAGCUCAUCUACUACACCGGGUGCCCCGUGCGCUCCCGCCACCUCCUGCAGCUGCUCAGCAACAGCCACCGACUCUACAUGAACCUGCAGCCCGUCCUCAAGCAGGUCCGCCGGCUGGAGGAACACGAAGAGAAAAAACAGUACCGCGAGUCGUACAUCAGCGACGCUCUGGACCUGGACAUGGACCACCUGGACAAGCGCUCGCGGGCCAGCGGCAGCAGCGCCGGCAGCGUCUCCCGCCACAAGCGUCUGUCGCGCCACUCCACCGCCAGCCACGGCAGCUCGCACACGUCGGGCAUCGAGGCGGACAGCUUCCGCGCCCCCCACCCGGCCCCCCACGGACCCCUGAGGACUUGCGGCUCCUCCACCGCCAGCCACGGCAGCUCGCACACGUCCGGCGUGGAAAGCGGCGGCAAAGAGCGCGUCCUGGACGACGACGAGAUCGAGAUGCUGGUAGACGACCCCAAAGACUACGAGGAGCUGAGCGAGACGGCCUUGGACCAGGAGCUGUGCAUCCACAUCACCGAGGACAUGUUGACCAUGUCUCCCGAUCACAACAACGGAUUCUCGGGUCUCAUCGUGAAGGACGUCAGCUCGUCCACGUCCAGCUCCUCGGAGACGGUUGUCAAGAUGAGAGGACAAAGCAUCGAGUCCCUCCCGCAGACGUCGACGUGCAGGAAGCCGCCGUCGUCCAGCGAUCGCCACAGCCAGUCGCUGGACGACGUGCGCCUGUACCAGAAGGACUGCCUGCAGUGGGCCGAGCUGUGCCAGGACACGGCGCACAGCUACACUUUCGGGUGCGCCCAGGAGCUGAGCGACGGGGGCGGCGGCGGCGGAGGAGGAGGAGCCUACCAGGGCCUGGCCGACCAGUGCGCCGGGAUCAAGAGAACCAGCAAGUACUUCUCCCUGGACCUCACCAGCGACGACGUGCCCGAGUUUGUGGUGUGAGGAGCUCCUUUUUUUUUUUUUUUUUUUUUUUUUUUUGAAUUCAUUUUUUUUAAAUAAUCAAUACAGAGGAACGCUAAAGGGACUGCAAAAAGACUCAAAUGCGGCGCUAGCAACCAAAGACCUGCAAAGAUGGACGCUUUUGCCGCCUCUCGACAGGAAGCGCGAGCGUGCCCAAACACGCCGCGCCGUCCAGACGUGCCUUCGAGACAAUCGCCGCCGCCAUUUUCACCUCGCUCGCCAUCAUUUGACACGGUUCUCUUUCGAUUUUGCGCGACGUCCACUUCAGCUCGUUCGGUGCCUUUUUUUGAGCUCGCGGUUUUAAGCGCCACUCGGCGCCGUUUAAGCGUUCCCCGUUCUGCUUGGAGAUCACUCGGUCCGGUUUUAUCCCUGCGCGGCACCGCUGAAAGCAUACUGAGCAAGUUCUGAAGCCGGCACGGCGCCAUUUUAGACCUAGUCUGGACUGUUGUCAAACUCGAGGCCCGGGGGCCAGAUCUGGUCCGCCGCAUGAUUUUAUGUGGCCCGCAAAGCCAAAUCUAGAGUUUCCAUUUCUUGUAAAAAAUCUGCAAAAUUUCAAUUUGUCAUAUAUCAUCGACAACCAAGUUGAUAUGUUACAAGCACAAAACCCGGACUACAACGUGGCCCCCCAGAAAAAUGAAAUUUGACACCCCUGCCAUGUUGAGCUUCACUCGGCACGGUUCCGAGAUUUUUUUUUUCGACCUUGCACCUUUCAAAACUUGCUAAUUGCCAACUCAAGGUCAUUUGGUUCUGUUUGGACCCUGUCCGAUAUUAUUUUCAAGCCUACUCUGCACCGUUUUGGGCUCACUCGGCACUGUUGCAAGUCUACGCGGCACCCUUUUAAACCGACUCCGGACCGCUCAUUCGGAGCGGACCCGGCGGCGUUUACGCUCGCUCAGAACCGUUUGAAGCCUACGCGGUGCCGCGCCGGUCGGAGCCGGCUAGCUUUUAAACUAGACUUUGUUGCUUCUUCACAUCAACUGACCGAAAAUAUGUUAUUUUUUUAUUCAGUAUUACAGGCAAGAAUACGGAAACGUGACAGUAUUAUGCACGUCGGAGCUUUUAUUUUCCACAUUCGCGCCUUCAAAGGAGACUUUGUGCGUUAUUUAUCGCCGGUUCCAACAGGUCCAGUUCUAUGGUGUGCUUUUGUCAAAAGGUUUACCCGUUAGAGCAUAUGUUUCAAUUUCUGUAGCAUACGUUAGCCUUUUUCGAAGGGGGCGGGGUUUCUAUAACGCGCAUAUUAGUAUUAUGAAGUUCUGGACUCAAGCCUCAAGAAGAGAGAGUAAAUACACGGGUUGUAUUUUCACUCGCGCGGGCAGAACUUCGUCACCAAGCUGCCCACGCGUGUCACAGCUAGCGUAGCCGAUCCGUGUCUGCGGCGCAUGCAGCGGACCCGUCGCCAAACACAAAUACGCCUCGUCAUUAAUUCCGCCGGGCAUUCUUAGUGUGGGCUGUUUGGUCAACGCCCGUAAAACAACCCCUGCAGCUCUGCCUACCUUUCAGCUUUGACCUUUCCAUGUAGUUCGCUUGGGAUUUAGCCAGCUUGUGAUGUCACGAGACACAUUUUCAGAAAUAUAAACAAAAGAGCAAAUUGUAUGAUUUCACAUGUGAUGGGUGGCAUGGGCGGCACGGUGGGGCACCUGGUAAAACGUCGGCCUCGCACUUCUGAGGACUCGGGUUCCAUCCUGCCUGAGUGGAGUUUGCGUGUCCGGUUUCCUCCCACAUCCCCAAAAACAACAUCCCUCUAAAUUGCCCAUAGGUGUGAUUGUGAGUGCGGCUGUUUUGUCUCCAUGUGCCCUGCGAUUGACUGGCGACCAGUUCAGGGUGUGCCCCCGCCUCCCGCUGUGCCUGUUGGCAGCUGGAAUAGGCUCCAGCAUUCCCCGCGACCCUCGUGAGGAUAAGCGGCAAAAGAAAAUGGAUGGAUGAAUGGGUGCCACGCACUCUAGAGAUCCAACUAUUUGGAUACAAGCCUCGUAGAAGUCACUUUGUCUACUUUUGAGCUCAGUUGGUGACAUGUCGUCAUAUCUGUGUGGGUAUAUAUAUAUAUUAAAAAAAUUGUGAAUUUUGACUCAACAUUUUGACGUCUUCCAAAAAGCUUCUAAGGUCUUACUGGGUGGGAAACAAAAACGCAAAGGAACAUUUUGGACGUUUUAUUUGCUCUGUGUAGCCCCGGAGUCUUUGUAAAUGCAAAACCACUCCUUUGUCAUUUUACAGUAAAUAUGAAAAAAAAAAAAUAUGUGCAGACGGAUUAGAAAAGCAGUCGACAUGCAGCUCACUCUGCUUUAAUUGUGCUAUUUUUUCCUACACUGCAACAUCCGAAUAUGUUUAUUUUUUAAUUCAUAUCUAUAUUUCUUACAGGUUGUUUAUGUCCUAUUUUAACAGACAAAGACAUUUCUUAUAUCAUGAUUAAGGUACACAGCCAUAUAAAAAAAAAGUUGCUUUUGCAAGAGUCUCAUUUAUGUCUCUUAUGCUGUCCUUUCUGUGAAAGGAUUUAUCUUCCUUCAGGAAAAAAAAAAAACUUUUUUUUGUCAACUUGUAGCUUUAAAAAAAAAACAACAACAAAUACAUUUUUCAUUGUUAAUAUGAAGUCCGGCCUGUGUGCCUUUUUGGUACUAACGCCUUCAAUAUCCUAUUAAAAGGUACAUUUA